UGGAUGGAUGUGGAUGAAUGUGGAUGUGACGGAGGGAGAAGAUUCAGAUUCAGAUUCCCACAACCUCGGCACAAAACGGGGGGCUCGCGCCUGUGCGAAUUCGCGUCUCGCCGAGAAAGAAAAAGACAUAUACACACACACACACACACACACACAAACACACACACACGCACACACACACAUUCAUACAUACACACAUACGCGCACACACACGCGCGCGCGCUCCGGGAGUGCAUUUCUGCAGUGCAGGACUCUCUCUCUCACUCUCUCUCUUUUUUUCUCUCUCUUUUCUUAUUUUGGGACCAGGCUUUUUUUCUUAUUCUCCUUCUUUUUUUAUUGGUGACUCUUUUAUGGAUGUUCAAAGUGGAAACUGAGAAAUUGAUCGGAGGACAGCGCAGCCGCGAGCGUCUCAACUUUCACGCGGACGGGGUUUUUAUUAUUAUUUUUUUGGCUGCGGUGGCACGAGCGCAAAGAAAGAAGGAAAGAAAGGAAGGAAAAAAAACAAAAACGGGGGAAUUGUUGGGACCCUUUAAAGUGCACAUAACAGUUCCUUUUUCUCUUUUUCUUCUUCUUUGUGAAACAAACAAACAACAGCAAAAAAAGAUCAGAUCCGCAUCAGACAUCAGGCAUGUCCAGCAGCUUGGAUUGACGCGCUAUCGGACAUCCAUCCCUUCUUCUUUUUUCAAAUUAGUCAGCUCGUUUCAGUUCGGUCGGAGGGAGGGGGGUGCUGGUCAUCAACUUUAGGGUGAUGCCUGCCCUGCAUGUGUGUGUGCGCGUGUUUUCGGAGUGUGUGUUUUUUCCCCCCUCGACCUCCUCGCACUGAGCUUUAACAGAGCGCCCUGCGCCUUCUCUCAUUCAACUUGUUGCACUCUUCAUCAUCUUCAUCAUCACCACUGUUAUUUCAUAAGAUUUAACAACAGAGGAGAUCCUGCAGAAAGCGCAAAAAUUACGACGGACAGGAAGAGGAGGAUGAUUGACAGAAAGCAAAGCUGAGACGGCUGUCCAUCAAAAGUAUUGGCCCUCAGAAGACGACCGGUAUCAGACGUCUCCCUCUACCUUUCUUUCUCUCUCUCUUUGUUUAUCGCCCUCGGUUCUCCCAGAGGAUUCAUAUAAAGAGUAGAAGAAGCUGGCAUGUUCCCUUACCUUCGGCACCCUCAGCUCGCAAACACUCGGAUUAUUUGGUAAACUCCUUGAAAAACGCGUCCACACACACUCUCUCUGUAUCCAUAUUUGCUCGGUCUGUCCAUCCGCGUUCAGGCAGCCAUGCGCGUGUGGUUGAUGGUGACCCUCCAGGCGGCCUGGCCGUGUUUUUUUGGACUGGCCAUGCAACACUACCCCACCACGUGGGGUCACUACGACAUGUGCAAGUCGCAGGUUUACACGGACGAUGGACUCACCUGGGAUUACAUGGCCUGCCAGCCCGAGGCUGCCGACAUGACAAAGUUCCUAAAAGUGACUCUCGACCCUCCAGACAUCACCUGUGGAGACCCGCCUGAGACCUACUGUGCCCUGGAAAACCCAUACAUGUGCAACAACGAGUGUGAUGCAACCACAGAGGAACUCGCCCACCCUCCAGAACUCAUGUUUGACUUCGAGGGUCGUAACCCUUCCACCUUCUGGCAGUCCUCUUCUUGGAGGAAAUAUCCUAAACCUUUGGCAGUGAACAUCACACUAUCCUGGAACAAGACCAUCGAGCUGACAGAUGACAUCGUCAUCACGUUCGAGUCAGGCCGUCCUGAGCAGAUGGUGCUCGAGAAGUCUCUGGAUUAUGGGAAGACAUGGCAGCCAUACCAGUUCUAUGCCACAGACUGCUUGGACGCCUUCACCAUGGAGCCAAAGUCGGUGCAGGACCUGUCCCAGUUCACACUGCUAGACAUCAUCUGCACAGAGGAGUAUUCACGUGGCUAUGUCUGGAAGUAUGACAAGACUGUGCGCUUCGAAAUCAAAGACCGCUUUGCCCUGUUUGCUGGACCACGUCUCCACAACAUGGCAUCAUUAUAUGGUCAACUGGACACCACAAAGAACCUGCGAGACUUCUUUACCAUCACAGACCUGCGCAUCCGGCUCCUCCGACCUGCCACUGGGGCAACUAUGGUGGAUGAGGGCAACCUGUCCAGAUACUUCUAUGCUAUCUCUGACAUCAAGGUGCAUGGCAGGUGUAAGUGUAACCUGCAUGCGAACAGCUGUGUGUUUGAAAAGGAGAAGCUGAGCUGUGAGUGUGAGCACAACACCACGGGACCCGACUGCGGACGCUGCAAGAGGAACUACCAGGGACGAGCCUGGAGUGCCGGGAGCUACCUGCCUAUACCUAAAGGCACGGCUAAUAUCUGUGUGCCGAAUAACGUGGGUCCAGUGAACUGCGAGUGUUUCGGCCACUCGAACCGCUGCAGCUACAUCGAGCUGUUAAACACGGUGAUUUGUGUGAGCUGUAAGCACAACACUAGGGGGCAGCACUGUCAGCUCUGCAAGCUGGGCUUCUACCGCAAUGCUUCGGCCGAGCUCGACGAUGAGAAUGUGUGUAUAGACUGUAAUUGUAAUCCGUUGGGCUCAGAGAGUGACCGGUGUAAUGGCACAGGGUUCUGUAAGUGUAAGAGCGGAGCCACAGGCAGUAAGUGUCACCAGUGUCUCCCCGGAUAUUUAUGGGACAAUGGCUGCAAAUCCCGAGUGUGUGAUGAUGAGCUGCUCCGCUGCCAGAACGGCGGGGUGUGUGUGAACAACGUGAGGUGUCAGUGUGCUCCGGGAUACUCGGGUUUGCUGUGUGAGAAGUUUCGCUCCGACGGCGAAGCAGGAUACGGCUCGUCCGAUUCGGAUCGGACCUCCGAGCCGUCCUCCGUCAUCAUCCUGAUGCUGCUGAUGCUGCUGCGCUCUACCUGGGCUUUAACCCUCUGAGAAAGAAACACACACACAAACAAUACACUACACUACACACACACACACACAAUGCACAAUACAUACACAAAGCUACACAUGGUCAGAAAUCUGAGCAAAUUUGAAAGGACAUGAAAUAAAUAUAUAAAUAUAUAUAUGUAUACAAAAUUGAAAAAUAUUACAAAUCUAUUAAAAAAAGAAAAGAAUCACAAGAUGUUAUUUAGAGAAUUUAUCCAAGCAUUGCUUCAUAAAAGCGUCGGCGUGAAGGAGUAUGGUGGACUAAGCCAUAGCAGAAACUCAAAGUCACCCCUCUUCCUCUUCCUCCUCCUCCUCCUUCUCUUCGUCCUCGUCCUCCAGCCUACACCCUUUCCACCAAGAGCAAACAGGAAGUGCAUCUUGCUACUUCCUCUUUAUCGCCACGGUAACUUGGGAUCAAGAUGGCGAAGGCCUGCAACUUUGGACUGCUUUUUGGCUUUCCUCACAUGGAGAAUGUGUCCAGGUCACAUGGACUAUUUACAAAAUUGUAAAGAGAAAAAAAAAGAAAAAAGGUAAAAAAAAAACAAAAAAAAGAAAGAAAAUCAAACGAAAAUAAGUAAAUAAAUAAAUAAAUAAAGACUCAUGAGAAGAAAAAUCAUAAACAUUCUUUGCUGUCAGUGCGUUGUGGAGAUCAGACUGAGCUGCGUUUCAAAAGGAAGUCCAUCAACGUUCCACUUGUAUUUGGUGAAAAAGCCUCAACCAUCACCCCCCCCCUUUUUUUUCUCCUUUGUUUGUUUUUUCUUUUCUUAUCAUUUUACUGUCCGAUGUCCGGGUCAGUGCGGCACUUGUGUAUUAGCUGUCCACAAAUAAACCCAUUAAGAAGAGCUUAAAAAAAAAAUAAAAAAUCAUCAGCGUAUUUAAUUUUUGUAUUUAACAAAGAUUUAUUUUCUUUACGAUAAAUAGUACAGAAUUUUUUGUAUUAUUAUUAUUAUUAUUAUUAUUAUUAGGACUCAUAUUACUGAUAAACUGUGUUUAAGAGCGAUGUGUUUGUUAAAUAUUUAAUGUUUAACAAGAAAAAUGGAAAGAUGGAGGAUUAAUUUUAGUUUUUAGGGGGCCAAGCACCGAGAGCUGGGAAAUUAUUAUUUUUUUGAUCUCAAUCAUGACAAUUGAAUGUAAAACUGACAGAACGACGUGUGUUGAUGUUGAUGCUAAUGUUCAUGCUAACGUCGAGGAUGUAAAAUAAUCAGCGAUGAAGUGACUUACUUCCGUAUAUCUUUCGUCCCGUUAAAAAAUAAACAUAUUUCUGUAAAAUUCUCGUUCUCGCUGCUCGCAAAACCUCGUCUGAAAUCCACCGAUAAGAUGAUGCCAAACUCUCUGGAACUGCUCCAGAUGCUUUAGCGUUGACGGAGAAACGUAAGCGCCGCAUGCUAACAAUCAAAACAGACUCAGAUCAUUAACCUAAGCUCAUUAGCUGGUGUUCAUUUUCCACAUGAGCUGAUUUCUGGCGGACGGAAUGAUGUUAACAUACCAUGGAUUUCUUAUGCUAUCGAUCUAGGUCUUCGCUAGCUCUAAACCACAACAGAAUAUUGAAAUUUUUAGUCAUACAUAGUUUUGCAACCUAAGAUAAAGAAUUAUUUAAUACAAAGCAAAGAAAAAAAAUCCUAAAAUAAAGAGGUUUUCUAUGAUAACUAGCAAUAAAUACUGUUUUUUUCAUUCAAUGUUAAAGAAUCGUGCUUGCUUGUACGCCCUAAACACCAAGAGAAGGCUCCGGAGUCUUUCUAGAAAGUUUUUUCUAGCCAGAAAACGUCUUCGGUUGUAUUUAUUUUUCUGUGAUACUCAUGAAAACAUCAUUUUUCUAUUCGUUAUUAUGCUGGAGAAGUGUUUCAUUCCGGCCGUAUUUUAAAUUCGCUUCAUUUUAAUCCCGUGAGAUUUGACUCAGUCGUACUCAGAGUCGUGUCGAAUACGGAUCUGAAUUUUUUAGAAGUAAAAUAAGUUUUGUGCAUUAGAGUCUGAAAAGUUGUUUAAAAAAUUUUUUGCAGACCUGCUGGUGCAAUCUGCUCCUGAAAAUGAUAUCAAAUUAGACUUAAUAUUAUGGGACGUGUUCCAAUAGUCAGAACACCUGCACAGGUAAUUUAUCAUGAGGAUGUUUUCUCUCCUCAUGUCAUCAAACUGUACAUAAAUUCCUGUUUAGGUAGCACUAUGAAUAAUUAACCGUGCCCCCCCCCCACACACACACAAAUAGAACAAGACCAUCUGCUAUAUCUUUAAAAUAAAACGCAGAAAAAGUCCUGAUCCGGUGCUUGGCCCCCGCAACUCGCUGCUUACAGCUCUAUAUCUAGAUAGAUAAAUAACAUGCAGAUUUUGUUUUUUUUCCAUUUCUUUUUGAAAUUAUGCAGUUUUUUAAGUAGCGGCUGCGUGCUAGCGUCAAAGAAUCUUGGUUUACAUGAAAUGAGGCUGAAGUGUAAUGACAAAAAAAACCCCACCAAAGGACAUUCUCAAUGUUUUCUUGUUGCUUUAAACACUGAAGAAUUUAAGUGAAUAAAAGUUUAAA
Messenger RNA from Hemibagrus wyckioides, 5395 nucleotides. RefSeq names its product netrin g1a (gene ntng1a). The transcript has 8 exons. The coding region runs from base 1264 to 2889 and encodes 541 amino acids. The record is from RefSeq and is a predicted model, not a curated record. Lineage: Eukaryota; Metazoa; Chordata; Actinopteri; Siluriformes; Bagridae. Gene Ontology annotation, molecular function: cell-cell adhesion mediator activity.